This is a messenger RNA of Didymosphaeria variabile, 759 nucleotides long. RefSeq lists its product as uncharacterized. The transcript is spliced from 3 exons. The record is from RefSeq and is a predicted model, not a curated record. Bases 1 to 759 code for a protein of 252 amino acids. Lineage: Eukaryota; Fungi; Ascomycota; Dothideomycetes; Pleosporales; Didymosphaeriaceae.
AUGCAGCUGACGUUGAGUUCUUUUCUGCUGGCAGCGUCCGUAAGCGCUCUGCCUGCGGAGCCUAUGCUUGGCACUUCCGGUCUGCGAGGUGAGCCAAGUCCUACCAUGCAAGGCGGUCCAGUGACUAACGACCUCAAAGCACGACAGGCCAAAGUCAUUCCAGUGGUAGUCGGGGGGCCACAAGACACUUUCAAUCCUAAUUCUGUGACUGCUGCUGUUGGCGACAUCGUACAAUACCAGUUCAGCAACGGCAACCACACCGCAACCCAGAGCACUCCGGAGGCGCCAUGCACACCUUUGAACGGCGGCGUGAAUAGUGGCCACAUUCCCUUCCAAGAUGGUGCUACGGGACCCCACUGCCAGGAAGGACAGGUCAUGAUCAUCAAUCCUACCGGCCCGCAACAGGUCCUUGACUUCGUCAAAGCAGCGCAAGGUACCGAUAAAUCGACUGACGGAACGGCCAUAGCUGGCGGGACAACAAGUCAGAUCGAAUUGACCAAUGCUGCUUUCGUCCCAGCUCCAGCAGAGGAUGCUGCCGGAGGUGGCGGCGCUGCUCCUCCCGCUGCUCCUCCGGCCGCAGGCAACGCUUCUCAAGCUGCUACCACGGCUGGAGGAAAUUCUACCCAGGCUGCGAACGGUACGACGACCGGUGGGAGCGGCAACAAGGGCAAGGGCAAGAAAGGGAAGAACAGCGGCGCCGAUGCGGCCAGCAACGCGAACAAAAAGAACGAAAGCAGCCCCGUACUUCUCGCUCUCUAA